Messenger RNA from Oppia nitens, 1344 nucleotides. RefSeq lists its product as uncharacterized. The record is from RefSeq and is a predicted model, not a curated record. The transcript has 2 exons. Lineage: Eukaryota; Metazoa; Arthropoda; Arachnida; Sarcoptiformes; Oppiidae. Bases 1 to 906 code for a protein of 301 amino acids.
AUGCCUAAUAUUUAUAAUGAAAAUAUUAGUGUAAGCAAAUACUUUUGGCUAUUGGCCGGUCGCCAAUUGGGUGUACACGUGUUCAUCAGAGACAAUGGCAAUAUAAACGCCAUCCUAGUGUUUGUUAGAAAACAGGGAAACAAAUGUCUGAUCGAUAUGUUUCCGCCAACCAAAAUACAAGCUCAGUAUCCGACCAUCAGAAACGAACGAGACCUGAAUAAGCCUAAACUCUAUAUAAUGAAUCGUCAAGUGUUUACUAUGGGUCUACUCUUUAAGCGAUUUAACAGUAAUCACCAAAACGUGUGUUGGCUUGAAAAUAAUAGCUGGGAUUCAAUGGGAGUGGAAAUACUGAAACCAGUAAAAGGCUGGCCAGUCGAAGAUGAAUACCGAAAGUUUAGGAACAAUCCUACAGAUGAUCGGUGUUACACUCGAUCAUUGGACUCGACCCGCAAUUUAUCAGUGGCCGGCGUUUACGAUCUAACGGAGGAACUGUAUCGAAAUAAUUGUUACGACGACAGAAAGAAUGAAAGACCGAAACCGGCCGCACCUUAUUGUUUCGCACUGUACAUGUGUGCCGGUGCCAAACUGGUAGUCAGGGAUAGCUAUCAUAAAAAUCCAGCAAUUGAAAAGCAUAACCAAACACUUGUCGAACAGGGAGGUGUGAUUGUCGUGGAAGACCAACUGGAAGUGUCGCUAAUGGUUUAUGAUUUGGAAAAAUCAAUUACUAUUAAAUGGGAAGACUUUUGCAAUAAUUACAUGAAGACUAAUAAAUGGAUAAAAGAAAAAGUCAAGAAAUACAAGAAUCCGGUGUUGUUUUUGGGCGCAAAUGAAUCGGAUUAUAAUACCAUUGCCUGGCGUUUAAUGAUUGAUAAGAGAGGUUUUGAAGAGCGUAGUGGAAGUAAUUAAGAGAUAUUGAGAUGUAAGCGUCGAUCCAUUCUGCAGAUACCCGAAGGCGCUUACAUUGUGGCCAUCGAGGAAUGGGAACCGGGAGUCGUAGAGAUUUGGCAAAGACAUCGAUACGAACAGUUGCAUCGGGCGAUUGUACGGCACAGUCAGAUUCUCAAAAAUCAAGAUAAGGACAAUGAAAACAACAUUUUUAUCGACAGAGAUAUUCAGAUAGAUAUCCAUCAAUCACCCGAAAUCACUCAGGCCUACAAUGAUUAUUAUAUGGAACGGCAAGAGGAUAGGAACCUAAUCAAUAUGGUCUAUCCCAAAGAGUUCAACUUUUACCGAUUCAAUAGAAUUCACAAACAGAGUUUCCAUAGCUGUCCGCCGCCUACGCCUCCCGCCUAUCCACCGGUAAAGAUCUCCAAUCCCGCCAAUCCUAACCAAUUCCAGCUCUUC